GUAGAGCUAGCCCACUUUUAAAAAAAUUGGAGGCACUUUUUCUUUGAAAUUAAUAUUAGAUCAACAAGAAGGUUAUUGUGCGUCGACUAGCUUACAGAUAUACAAUGGAAGACUACGACAAGUUGGAGAAGAUAGGAGAGGGAACCUACGGUGUCGUGUACAAGGCCAGAAACAAGAAAACUGGGAAACUGGUGGCCCUCAAAAAGAUACGACUUGAGAGCGAAGAAGAGGGCAUCCCAAGCACCUCUGUGCGGGAGAUAUCUCUGCUCAAGGAACUGAGGCAUCCUAACAUUGUCGACCUUAUGGACAUCCUCCACCAGGAGAACAGGAUCUAUCUCGUGUUUGAGUUCAUGUCUAUGGACCUCAAAAAGUACAUGGAAACUAUACAGGGUUCGUUGCGGCCUAUGAUCGUCAAGAGCUACACGUAUCAGAUUCUCCAAGGUAUCGAUUUCUGCCAUGCUCGUCGUGUUCUACACAGAGACAUGAAACCACAGAACCUCCUCAUCGACAGCAAGGGUGCCAUCAAGUUGGCAGACUUUGGACUCGGUCGAGCGUUUGGCAUUCCCGUCAGGGCCUACACUCAUGAGGUGGUGACAUUGUGGUAUCGAGCUCCCGAGGUGUUGUUGGGCUCCACUCGUUACUCCUGCCCUGUUGACAUGUGGAGUGUGGCCUGCAUCUAUGCUGAGAUGGCAAUGAAGCGACCACUCUUCUAUGGAGACUCUGAGAUUGACCAACUCUUCAAAAUAUUCAGAGUGAUGGGUACUCCUAAUGAUGAAGUGUGGCCAGGAGUGAGAGACCUCCCUGACUACAAGCCAACCUUCCCAUCUUGGAAUGCCAAGAACCUUAGUGAUUUGGUGUCUAAUCUCACAAACGAUGGAAUCGAGCUGCUCAAGAGUAUGCUAGUGUACAACCCUGGGGAGAGGUUGACGGCCAGGAGAGCAAUGACUCAUCCAUACUUUGCAGACCUGGACAAGAGCAGUCUCCCUGCAGCCGGAGUAUAGACACUGUUGCCUAUUUACAUGUUCCACUGUAAUAAUAUAUAGUAGAGUAAAUCAUCAUUGUAUUGUGUGUGUGUGUGUGUGUCCUUCCUUAUCCUGCACUCAUUUGUACUUGUGCAAAGAUUUCUAAAGCGGUAAUUACCCGCGGCUAAACCCCGAGAA
This is a messenger RNA of Halichondria panicea, 1160 nucleotides long. Its product is annotated as cyclin-dependent kinase 1-like. Gene Ontology annotation, biological process: mitotic G2 DNA damage checkpoint signaling; protein phosphorylation; G2/M transition of mitotic cell cycle. The coding region runs from base 105 to 1001 and encodes 298 amino acids. NCBI's taxonomy places the organism in Eukaryota, Metazoa, Porifera, Demospongiae, Suberitida, Halichondriidae. Gene Ontology annotation, molecular function: ATP binding; cyclin-dependent protein serine/threonine kinase activity. The record is from RefSeq and is a predicted model, not a curated record. Gene Ontology annotation, cellular component: nucleus. The transcript is spliced from 6 exons.